Sinocyclocheilus anshuiensis is the source of this 504-nucleotide messenger RNA. Its product is annotated as paired box protein Pax-1-like. The transcript has 2 exons. Lineage: Eukaryota; Metazoa; Chordata; Actinopteri; Cypriniformes; Cyprinidae. The record is from RefSeq and is a predicted model, not a curated record. Gene Ontology annotation, molecular function: DNA-binding transcription factor activity, RNA polymerase II-specific; RNA polymerase II cis-regulatory region sequence-specific DNA binding. The annotation marks the transcript as partial. Gene Ontology annotation, biological process: regulation of transcription by RNA polymerase II; anatomical structure development.
AAAAUCCUUGCGAGAUACAACGAAACUGGGUCCAUUUUUCCGGGCGCAAUCGGUGGCAGCAAACCACGAGUUACUACGCCGAAUGUAGUAAAAAACAUACGGGAGUACAAACAAGGAGACCCGGGAAUUUUUGCAUGGGAGAUCCGGGACCGUCUUCUCGCGGACGGAGUAUGUGACAAGUACAAUGUUCCUUCGGUCAGCUCUAUCAGCCGGAUAUUAAGGAACAAGAUUGGAAACCUCUCCCCGCCUAACCAAUAUGAAAAUGGCAAGCAAGCACCUCCGCAGUCCAGCCUCUCGUACAACCAUAUAUACCCGUAUUCAUACCCCAAUGCAAUGUCUCCCUCCGGGACCAAAAUGAGCAAUCCUCCCGGUGUCCCUGUCACGGGUGGGCAUGUAAGCAUUUCCCGCGGUUGGCCUUCAGCGCACACGGUCAGCAAUAUAUUGGGUAUUCGGGCUUUCAUGGAUCCUUCAGCUAUUGCUAGCGCUGAAGGAUACGCACCAAAA